This is a messenger RNA of Vitrella brassicaformis, 1137 nucleotides long. The record is from the annotation of a GenBank genome assembly. Lineage: Eukaryota; Vitrellaceae.
AGGGUUUGCUCCAGGACCCAGGGCACCAAUGCGGCUGCGGUGCACGAACCGCGCCAUGGCCAGCAAGGCCUGCUCAUCCCUCUUGACGCGCACAACCACUGUCGCCUCGCCCCGUCCCCUCUUCGCGCCACUCGCCGCAUCCGUGCGUCGCUUCGGCGCGGGCGGUCCCCCGAUGAAGGUGGUCGACAAGCCGCUGGGCUACUACCCGAAGGAGGAGUAUCACUCCCCCAACCCCGGUCCGCUCAGCCCGGUGGAGAUGGAGUACAACCUGAUGGGCAACCGUCUGAACGGCCUCAACUCGCCCAAGAUGGUGUACCGCACUGGCCCGAACAUGGACAACGACAAGUGGGGCGUGCGAGAGGACAACUGGCUCAGCGUGGGCAGCCACCCAUACGGCGGGUGGAUCAUUUUCUGGGGCGGGUCGGCCUUCACGUUGAUUUGUGUGGUGCUGUACAACCUCAACGUGCUCCACUGGUGGAAGUCGUCGACCCCCUGGUCGGGCGGAGGAGGUCGACCGUGGGGCAGAGGAUACCCGUGGGGCACAUUCCCGGCCUGGCGACCGGGCGUCAUGAAGGGAUACUGAUCUGUCUGUCUGUCUGUCUGUGCGGGCAGGGAGGGAGGGAGGGAGGGGCGGUGUAUCUAUCGGUUUGCGCUUGGUCUGUGAUGUGGUGUGGUGUGGUGCUGCUACGCUACUGGCUGUGUGUGAGGUAGUCUGGUGGCGUAUCUUCGCGUGAGUGGUCAGGUCACCCGUGAGUUCAUUUCUUCGGUGGGCCACUCACUGCGUUGGCUUCGCACGGCGCUCUCCUCCAAGUGCCGUGUGGAACCGUCGCAGUCGCCAGCCGGAAGAGAUGGAACACAGGGAUCACAUGCACACACACACACACGGCUCUGAGCGAGUAGCGAAUCGACUUGGGUCGUCUUGGUUGUUGUAUGUGCUGCAACAUACUUGAUGGUCUGCCUGCGAUUGCUCUCGCAUUCGUGUGCUUCUCGCUUUACUUGGCGUAGCAUCGGAUGACGUCGUUGGCUGUGGGGAUCUGAGCCCGACAGCUGAUGACGUCGAUCGCUGCAGCGCCACGUGAGGCCGGAACACUCAGAUUGAAUGGAUGACUUGGGCAAGUUUUUUCAUCAGCGGAGGAG